Hypomesus transpacificus is the source of this 837-nucleotide messenger RNA. RefSeq lists its product as uncharacterized. The transcript is spliced from 5 exons. The coding region runs from base 136 to 837 and encodes 233 amino acids. NCBI's taxonomy places the organism in Eukaryota, Metazoa, Chordata, Actinopteri, Osmeriformes, Osmeridae. The record is from RefSeq and is a predicted model, not a curated record.
CGACCGGUGUUGUUUAUUUUUCUCUGUCUCUCCGUGUUGUAUUUAUUCUUGGCUGGCCGCGGAUCUGAAGUCAAUUUCCUGCCAGACAUUCCAGUGGGAAAAACACAACGUUCCCUCGAAGAGGAAAGAACCGAGAUGGUCACCGAAAUGAAGAAAAGGAAAAUUGAUUGGCAGAAAAUAAAAGGAUUGAUGACCAGCACUUUUUCUUUACGGAGAAAAGAAAUUGUGGAGGAUGAGCCACCUGUGGCGGAUGUCAGAGAAAGAUGGCCGGCACUGUUCUCUGAACGUCAGAUUGAAGCAGAGUUUGCUCGCCUUACGUCUGUUGACCUGAAAGACUCCCUCUUCGCUGGCCUUGACAAGUAUCUACUGAGGUUCCUUGGGGUGUACAGGGCCAGGAUGGGUCUGGUGGAGCUGAACAGCCUUUUGAGGACUCUGGACAUUGACGGUUCCAACCAAAGGCAAAGGGCAGUUGUUUUGAUGGGGCUCCCCCACUACUUUAAAGAUGGGUCCACACUGUACAAGAAAGUACAGGUCACAGAUGCAGAGGAGGACUGGACAAAGGGAAUGGCAGUCGGCAUCCUCAUGGUGGCACAGAUUGAUGAGCUGGUCCGUUUCGCAGUGGUCCUCGAGGAAGAGAUCAUCUUUCCAAGCAUAAGUGAUUUCCCAACUGCUGUGGCACUGCUGAUGGGUCUGCUCUUUGCCCUUAACAUCGACUACCCCAGGGGCCUUAGGUACACUUUUGAAGUUAUUCAGAAGGUGCUUAUGGACAUUGGUGGAGGGCAAUGCUCUGUCUUGGUUCAUGGCUUAAAAAACCGACUCUUGAGGAAGAAAAUGUAA